CUGCAGGCUGUCCGCCUCACAGCGAGAUGUGCUGAAGGGGAAGACGGGGUUAUCUGAGUUAAAGCUGCUCGGCAUGCUGUGGACUUGAGAGGAGGAGUGAUUUUUUACUUUAUUUUUUAAAGGGAAGGACGAAUGUCGAUACUGUGGUGAAAUGACUAACAGGAUGGAGGGUUCUUCGGCCCCAGGAGCCAAGGCGAACGGACCCAUUGCAGCGCCCAGCAGCCCAACAAGCUCCAAAAUCGGUCCGCCACUGUCCCCAGAUGACCUGGACGAUGGGCCUCAGUCUUCUCUGACUGAUGUCACCCAAAUGUGGAUUACAUUCGUCAAGACUUUCGCCAUCAUCUUCCCCAUCUACGUCAUGGGAUACUUUGAGUUCAGCUUUAGUUGGGUUCUGAUUGGACUCGCCAUGUUGUUCUAUUGGAGGAAAAACCACGGCACUAAGGACUACAGGAUAAACCGAGCCUUAGCGUACCUGGACCAUGAGGAUAAAGUAUUGAAGCAGAGUGUGCCUACUUCAGAUCUACCACCAUGGGUCCAUUAUCCAGAUGUGGAGAGAGUGGAAUGGCUGAAUAAGACGGUGAAGCAGAUGUGGCCGUUCAUCUCCCAGUUUGUAGACAAGCUGUUCAGAGAGACCAUCGAGCCGGCAGUGCAGGCCGCAAACCCUCACCUCAGCUCCUUCUGCUUCACCAAGAUCGACAUGGGCGACAAGCCGCUGAGAGUGAACGGGGUGAAGGUUUACACAGAGAAUGUGGACAAGAGGCAGAUCAUCAUGGAUCUGCAGAUCAGUUUUGUGGGGAAUACAGAGAUUGACGUGGACAUCAAGAAGUACUACUGCAGAGCGGGAAUCAAGAGUAUUCAGCUCCAUGGGACGCUGAGAGUGGUGAUGGAGCCUCUGCUGGGAGACAUGCCUCUGAUCGGAGCGCUGUCCGUCUUCUUCCUCAAGAAACCAUUGCUGGACAUCAAUUGGUCGGGACUCACAAACAUGCUGGAUAUUCCUGGUGUCAGUGGUUUGUGUGAUAACAUCAUCCAGGACGUCAUCUACAGCUUCCUCGUUCUUCCCAACCGGAUCACCAUUCCUCUGGUGGGAGAGGCCCAGCUGGCCCAGCUCCGCUUCCCCAUUCCCCAGGGCGUGCUGAGGAUCCACUUCAUCGAGGCGCAGGAACUGCUGGGUAAAGACAAGUUUUUGGGCGGGCUGAUCAAAGGGAAGUCCGACCCAUACGGUGUCAUCAAGGUGGGAACGCAGCUCUUCCAAAGCAAAGUCAUCCACGAGACCGUCAACCCCAAGUGGAACGAAGUGUAUGAGGCCUUGAUGUACGAACACGCUGGACCAAACAUGCUGGAGCUCGAGCUGUUCGAUGAAGACACGGAUAAGGACGACUUCCUCGGGAGUCUGAUGAUCGACGUGGCCGAGCUGCAGAAGGAGCAGAAGGUGGACGAGUGGUUUGUGAUAGAAGACGUGGCGACAGGGAAGAUUCACCUGAAACUGGAGUGGUUAUCUCUGCUGCCCUCACCGGAGAAACUGGACCAGGCGCUAACGAGCAUUAAAGCUGAUCGCAAUCAGGCGAACGACGGCCUCUCGUCGGCGUUGCUCGUCGUCUUCCUGGAUUCAGCAAGAAAUCUGCCGCGCAAUCCGUUAGAGUUCAACCAGUCGGGGCUGAGGAAGACCUCGGUCAGUAAAGCUCUGAAGUCCGGUAAAAAAGUGACCAGCGAUCCAAAUCCAUUCGUCCAGUUCAGAGUGGGACACAAGUCCUACGAUAGCAAGACCCGAUAUAAGACCAAUGAGCCGGUGUGGGAGGAGGCGUUCACCUUCCUGAUCCAUAACCCCCGCAGCCAGGAGCUGGAAGUUGAGAUUAAAGACGAGAAACACGAGUGUACGUUGGGCGUUUUGACGGUGCCGCUGACUCGCCUUCUGGAGGCCGAGGAAAUGACCUUAAAUGAACGUUUCCCCCUCAAGAACUCCGGCCCGAGCUGCACGCUGAAGAUGAAGAUGGCUCUGAGGGUGCUGAGCUUGGACAAAACCCCUCCCUCUUCCUCCGAACCCUCCUCCCCCUCUUCAGUGCAGGUCAACAAGAACAAGAAAACAAACCCUCAACCUGCCGCCUCUUCCUCCGACUCCCCCGUUCCUCCCUCCUCCACCUUCGAUAUCCCUCGCUCCGCCUCAGUGUCGGCGCAGGACGUCAUGAAUCGAAGGAAAGAAGCCAACGAUCCGAACCGCUCUGUAGGGAGCACUGAUUUGGGGCAGGGGGGAAGAGGAGGAGGUUUAGCUCUGAGUGGGAGGAGCUCCUCUAAUCUCGCCAUUUCCGGGUCGCAGCAAUAUCUGGCGGGCGGAAAAGAGCUGACUCCAAGCAUCGCUUCUGAUAUCUCCAACCCUUACGCCACUCAGGAGCUCCAGCAGAGACUCGCGCAGCUGCAGAAUGGUUCUGGUCCUGGUCACUCCCCUCUGGGUGAGAUCCAGCUCACUAUCAGACACUCCUCCCAGAGGAACAAACUCAUCGUGGUGGUGCACGGCUGCAGAAACCUGAUAGCGUUCACGGACCACGGCUCGGACCCGUACGUCCGCCUCUACCUGCUUCCCGACAAACGGAGGUCAGGGAGGAGGAAAACUCACACCUUCAAGAAGACCCUCAACCCCGUUUACGACCAGACCUAUGAGUUCAGUGUGUCUCUCGUGGAGCUCCACAGACGCACUCUGGACGUCGCAGUGAAGAACGGAGGAGGACUGCUCUCCAAACACAAAGGCCUUCUGGGAAAGGUUCUGGUGGAUUUGACGUACGAGGACACGUCUAAGGGUUGGACACAAUGGUAUGAGCUGAGUGAAGAUGGUCUGACGAAACCUCAACAACUAUAGAGCGAAACAACCAUCACAAUCACCAUCAUCAUCAUCAUCACAAUCAUCAUCACCACAACCAUCAUCAUCAUCAUCAUCAUUAUCACCACAAUGAUACGAGACAUCUAUUAUUUUUACUAAGUGUACAAAGUAAAGAAGAAGCAGCUUUGAUCCAUUUAACCACAUCAGUCGCAAGGCAGACCUCCCCUUUAAGAAGAGCCAGGCUUUAAAGGGAGUAUUCCACAUGUAGAAUAUUCAAUAUAUCACCAAUACUACUAUGUACUGCUGUGGAAAAUAUAUUCCAUAUUUAUAGGAGAAUAUAUAUACCAGCUGUAGAUGAAGACAAUCUAUUUUUUUGCGGUAAAAUAUGUAAAAGUUUGUAAAUAUAUAAACGAUGACGCUCGACUAAAGAGGGCGCCGUGUUUGAGAGAGAUUCAGGCCAAAUGAUUGUUUGUCGUUUUCUUUGAUUUCUUUGAAAACAUUCUAGACGCCACCAAAGAGACGAGAAGUCAUUUUUUGUAUUCUCUUCCCUCGUUUGCUUUCCUCUGGUUUAAUUCCACUUUGAUAACAUGUGUUUAAAACAUCUUAAAGAUAAGUAUAAGUACACACAGGGGCGCCGCUUGCAAAGAGGCAAGGCAGGGCUUGGGGCCCCGGACCAGAAGGGGGCCCCCAAAGAAGGUAGAUUAAGAAGGUCCACAACAUGAAACACCCUUUCAUU
This is a messenger RNA of Trematomus bernacchii (emerald rockcod), 3545 nucleotides long. RefSeq names its product extended synaptotagmin-2-like. Gene Ontology annotation, molecular function: lipid binding. The transcript has 24 exons. Lineage: Eukaryota; Metazoa; Chordata; Actinopteri; Perciformes; Nototheniidae. The record is from RefSeq and is a predicted model, not a curated record. Gene Ontology annotation, biological process: lipid transport. The coding region runs from base 152 to 2848 and encodes 898 amino acids.